Molecule: messenger RNA, 281 nt
Organism: Lobosporangium transversale
Lineage: Eukaryota; Fungi; Mortierellomycota; Mortierellomycetes; Mortierellales; Mortierellaceae
Exons: 1
Coding region: 53-208 (51 amino acids)
Source: RefSeq, a predicted model, not a curated record
UUUUUUUUUUCUUUUCUUUUAUUACAAAUUACAAAAGUCGUAAACUACAAAAAUGAGUAUUGGUGUGAAAAAAGAAGCGAGUGAUUGCUUGUCGCUCUUUUUCCCUUUUCUUAUUGUUUCUUACUUUUACAUACCACACCAUGCAUAUUUUUUUUUUUAUACCUCUAGAACUAUAUAUGCAUUUUCGCGAAAAUGCCGAUUAUUCUAAUUUGCCAGAUCGGGCAGGCCAAAAAGAAAGGAAAAAAAAAAAAAAAAAAAAAAAAUAAGGGAUUGACGUCAAG